This is a messenger RNA of Cornus florida, 771 nucleotides long. RefSeq lists its product as uncharacterized. NCBI's taxonomy places the organism in Eukaryota, Viridiplantae, Streptophyta, Magnoliopsida, Cornales, Cornaceae. The record is from RefSeq and is a predicted model, not a curated record. The transcript has a single exon. Bases 1 to 771 code for a protein of 256 amino acids.
AUGCAGACUAAGGAAGGCACUGUACGGACUGAAGCAAUCCCCCAGGGCUUGGUUUGGCAGGUUUGCAAGAGCAAUGUUAGCAAUGGGUACAAACAAAGUCAAGGUGAUCAUACUUUGUUCAUAAAACACUCUUCUUCAGGGGGAGUUACAGUCCUCAUUGUAUACGUAGAUGAUAUUAUUGUCACUGGCAAUGAUCAAGCUGAAAGGGAAACUCUUAAAGCUAAACUGGCCACGGAAUUUGAAAUAAAAGACCUAGGCAAGCUGAAAUACUUCCUGGGAAUUGAAGUUGCUCGCUCCAAAGAAGGAAUUUUCGUCUCACAACAAAAGUAUGUUAUUGAUUUACUGAAAGAAACAGGAAAGAUAGGCUGUAAGCCCGUGAAGACUCCCAAUGAACCGAAUCAUAAGCUUGGAGAAGCUGUUGAUGAUGAGCCAGUUGACAAAGGAAUGUAUCAAAGACUUGUUGGAAGAUUAAUCUACUUGUCUCACACCAGGCUUGACAUCGCCUAUGCAGUUAGUGCAGUGAGCCAAUUUAUGCACAACCCAAAGGAAGUACAUCUCCAAACAGUAUACAGAAUCCUGCAAUAUCUAAAAUCUAGUCCAGGUCGAGGCAUAUUGUUCAAGAGAGGAUUGUGCUUGAACUUAGAAGUUUACACAGACUCAGACUAUGCAAGUUCAGUGUCAGAUAGAAGAUCAACCUCGGGUUAUUGUGCCUUCCUAGGUGGGAAUCUUGUUACAUGGAGGAGCAAAAAGCAGCCAGUAGUUGCAAGGUAA